Molecule: messenger RNA, 528 nt
Organism: Dissoconium aciculare CBS 342.82
Lineage: Eukaryota; Fungi; Ascomycota; Dothideomycetes; Mycosphaerellales; Dissoconiaceae
Exons: 3
Coding region: 1-528 (175 amino acids)
Source: RefSeq, a predicted model, not a curated record
AUGAAGACUACUACUAUGUUGGCUACGCUCGUGGCCCUCGCUGCGACCGUCUCAGCAAGCCCGUUGAAGCGUGCCGUCCUUUUCACCGGCAAGGCGUACGAAAUCACGAAUUUGAAGCUCGAAGACGUCUCACGAGGCAACGUUUCGAUCAACUUCAACGUCCACGACCCGGACCCGCUCACGGACGCCACCGGAACCUGCAGCGGCUCAUGGCCGCACGGCUCGGAGCCUCGUGAUACCUUUCAUCAGCGAUCAGUCUCACUGACCACUUUACACCAGGUCGCCUGUGACCAGGGCUUCACAUGGAAUUUCGAGUCCUACACCAACUUCCAGAACUUCACGUUGCGCGCGACACAUUCCUUCCGUGAUCCAUCAGUGGGAGAGCCGCCAUAUGACAGUGUGAGAACAUAUGCCCAUGCCCAUGUCGACACUGGUGUCAUUUCAUGUGACAUCUUCGGCGGUGAUAUCAACUGCAGACAGAACGAAGGCACGGUGAUCAAGGCGCCCAUAUACGCUGCGGUAGCCUAA